Messenger RNA from Mycena citricolor, 3082 nucleotides. NCBI's taxonomy places the organism in Eukaryota, Fungi, Basidiomycota, Agaricomycetes, Agaricales, Mycenaceae. The record is from the annotation of a GenBank genome assembly.
AACAGAGACAGGACUGGAAUGGGGCGGAGUGGAUUCACGAGGAGGAGGGCUGGAUGACUGGGAAUGAUCGCAUGUGAGGAGGAUAUCAGGACGAGAGAAUCGAAGGACGAACUUCAAAGGGACCGUUGUCGCCGCACAACUUCUCACAGGACCCGAACUCAUACAACUCGGACGACAUCUGGAAAGAGGAUAAGAGGGAUGGAAGAUGCCGCGACUAAGUUGUGUGUACUGUUUCUAUGACCGGACUAAAUGUCACGUCGGCGUUCAGGACGACUCGAGAAUCGGAGUCGCGUUCAUUAUGUAAUACCUAUUGUGGAAGCAUCAGUUCGAUCCUUCUUGAGCCAGUACCAGUUUCAUCUACUGGACACUCAUGGCGAAAUGAAAAAGGGACGUACAUCGGCAUUUAUAUACUUAGAGAUGGACGCGAUCGAUGCAUUUCCAGUGCGAUUGUCAUCGGGAUAAGAUCGAUGCAUUUCCAGUGCGAUUGUCAUCGGGAUAAGAUGUUGGUACUUACUCCUGAAUGCGGGUGCCACCUGCAGAUCGCUCACUGCUUGCGCCCAGAAAUCGGAUGAAAGAUCAACAUCAUCCUCAGACAAUGCCAAGUUUCAGGAUGGCAAAGACAAGGCGAGUAAUGGGGUAACGGCAAUAGAUUAAGCUCAUGAAGUGUAGGCUUUCGCAAACAGGGCCCGUGCUAUGCAAUACCACAUCGAGGAUCGUCAUCGGACAGCUUCGAAUGAGACAUGGUGAACAGGGAAAGAAGCCACUAAUGGGAUAGCCAGUGCAUAAAACCAUCCAUUCUUCGACCAUCGUCCAGUGCGUGCAUCACGCAACAACGGCACUGGAGAUACAGAACAGGAAAGCAGACCCUGGAGUGUACGCACCUAAUCCAGACAAUCAUAAUCAACGGAGCCUUGAGGAUGUCAAGAGAUCAUGUCGCAGGAUUCAGGUCGAUAUCUUCAGCGUCAAGAAGAUUCUUCAAUCUGCAAAAGGAAUGCACGAAAUCUGAAAUAAGUGGAAGUUGAAGCCGGAGGAACGGAAAACACCUGGCUCGCCUCGCGAUCACCUGAUGCAAGGUGGUGCCCGUCACUGCCAGUUUGACUGCCGUGUCCAUAUACAUGCAUCUCCAACUCAAGUCUCUAGGGCUGCAUCGCCCCUUUGUCCCAUGCAUUCUCUUGAUCUGUAUCCGAUCGAACGCUCAGACCUCUCAUUCGUCUGACGUACGACGUGCCAAAAGUCUGUGUAACACGGACACAGAUUGCCACCCGAUCUCUUCCCAGCCUUGCACAACGAUUGGACCCAUGUAAAGUCGUAUGCAAUCGGAAUAUAUGCGGAUGUCUCGCCGGCUCGUUAUCUAUUUUUACAUCGACUGACAGCGCCGUGGAGCCGAAUUCUCUUAGGCGACCCCCAGCCAACCGGAAGCCUCGCUGCACUUUUCCGUAGCCAUUCGCCGACGUUCGGACGCGGCAUCCAUCCACCUUCUAUUGGGCAUCAUCGAUGGACGAAGCAUCACCUUUGUGUCUGUGCGGAAGAACCUCGCACUUGUCUAGUGAAUACCGGUUUACCAGAUGACGAUGUUCCAAACAUAGACUGCGUCACCAUCCUUCCAUGUCGAGUCCCGAGUUCCGACCCAGUGAGCCCCUUCGGAAUUUUUACUGGGCUGCUGCCGCUCUGCUGCGUCUCCCCAAUCAGGAUACCCGCGUGAUGAUGCAGAAGAUAUGACGCCGCAGGCAGCACCUGCUUGUAUGACGAUGACACAGAUCUCUGUUUCACCAAGGUACUUUCCGCGGUCCGCUCUGGCUUUGCGAUCCGCCACAAGACCUCGGUGGUGGUCAUGGAUACGGUCUGGUGGUGCUGCCCUGGGCAUUAUAAGACUGGACGAUCUAUGCGCGGUCACUCGCUGUGAUCCUGGUCACUCACAAAAUGCUGCUGCAACUGGUCCUCUCUGCGGUCUCGCUCGCACUUCUUCCUGUCGCUCACGCCGUCGUCGGCCCCGGAAAAGUGACGGGCGACACGGCGGUGCACGACCCGACGAUGUGCAAGCGGUCGGAUGGAACCUACUUCGUGUUCUCUACAGGAACAGGAAUCGAAAUCCGGACCUCGCCCGAUCGGACGGCCUGGACGCAUGUGGGCUCGGUGUGGCCCAACGGCGCGAGCUGGACGGAUGCGUAUACUGGUACUAGUAACGGAGCACUGUGGGCUCCGGACUGCACGGUCGUCGGAAACACAUUCUAUCUCUAUUACUCGGCAUCUACUUUUGGCUCGCAAAAGUCGGCAAUUUUCUUCGCCAAGUCGACGACUGGUAUGCCGGGAAGCUUCACGAACGAGGGUCUCGUGACAUCGACAUCCUCGGGCGCCGCCUACAACGCCAUUGAUCCGAACUUGCUCAUCGAUGGAAGUAAUUGGUACCUCUCCCUCGGCAGCUUUUGGUCGGGCAUCAAACUACAGACGCUGAGCUCCAGCACUGGCAAACCGUCCUCGUCUGCGGUCUCCUCGAUCUCCCAGCGCGCCAGCCCCGAUGCGAUAGAGGCCAGCGUGAUCUACAAGUUUGGCUCGUUCUACUAUCUGUUCACCUCGUGGGACAAAUGCUGCCAAGGAACCUCGAGCACGUACAACAUCCGUGUCGGUCGGUCUACGAGUGCUACUGGCGGCUUCGUCGACCAGGCCGGGAUUGCUUUGACCAACGGCGGCGGGACCCUGGUGUUGGGCACUCAUGAUAGCAUCGUUGGGCCCGGGGGUCAGGAUCUCAUGACUGACGGCGACGGGCCGAUCAUGGUUUACCACUACUACACGUCGGCGGGAAGCUUCCUGGGCAUCAAUCGCUUGGAUUUCUCGAGUGGCUGGCCGGUCGUGGUGUAGCACGCAUCAUUAUCUGGAACGUCUUUCGAGCCACUUGUAAAUUGUAUCCGAGUCCCUUCCAUCGAACGAGAGAAAGAGCAUGUCACAGAUUGAGCACGGAGCACUGACACGUGAUCGUUAUGUAUUAGUCGGUUUGUUUCUUGAAUCUCUCGCCCCGCCGCGUGUCUCACUGGAACCACUUGAACACGACUCGAAUUCCGGUGCACUAUCUUGUGUGCGGGCGUCU